This is a messenger RNA of Cydia fagiglandana, 9183 nucleotides long. RefSeq names its product toll-like receptor 6 (gene Toll-6). NCBI's taxonomy places the organism in Eukaryota, Metazoa, Arthropoda, Insecta, Lepidoptera, Tortricidae. The coding region runs from base 452 to 4291 and encodes 1279 amino acids. Gene Ontology annotation, biological process: signal transduction. The transcript has 2 exons. Gene Ontology annotation, molecular function: protein binding. The record is from RefSeq and is a predicted model, not a curated record.
GCAUCAGUUUACUUACCGCAGCGUCAGAGCACGGUCGCGCCGCUCGACGCUACGUACGGACGAUAUUUCAGUAAAACACGCUUAUCACUAACGUGUUUCAGCAACAACACUCGGACUCUGAAAAUUUUACAAAAUCACCAAAUGAAUAAAAGAAGACUUUGUGUAUUAGUUUUAGUGAAAAUACUUGACUUUUCGUAAAAGUGGACUGUUUACGUGAUUUUUGUUUACAUCUCCAAGGAUACAUUAGAAAGCUGUGAAUUAAUAUACCACAUAAUGUGUGUUGGUAUAACAAGGACUUUUUGUUAAAUUAACACUGAAAUAGACUUUAUAAAUUGAUGGAUACUUCACAUCCGGCAAGGGGUCGAAACACACGAACACCGGCGGAAAAAACAUGACACUGAGCCUAUCGUGUCUUGUUUUCUUUCUUCCUUGAUAUUUGAUUUACCUCAUAAUGGCUCUUCAGAGAAGUUCUUCAAGAAAACAAGCCUUCAGCCAAAUUUUAUUUUGGUUCGUCGUUGGACUUAAUGUUGCCGAUCAGAGCUCAUUACCGCUCAAAUAUGAAGCUCCAGAUGAUUGCCAGUGGUGGUUACGAGGCCCGAACAACUCCCACGAAGUUUCCCUCACAUGUAAGCUUCGUACAAUUAACAGCGAAUUUGACACAACAAACUUCAGUGUCAUCCCUUCAGAACAUACAACGUCACUUAGAAUAGAAUGUAAUGAAGAAAUGAUGUACAAGAGCUCAUUAGACGACCGAAGUUUCGCCCAUUUAAUAAAACUACGUGAACUUGUUUUGGAUAACUGUAAAAUUGGAAGAUGGCCGCCUGGUGUACUUUCGGGUUUAAGAGAUCUUCGAAAUUUAACGAUCCGAACGAAAAAUACGGAGUGGGCCGCUAUGAGCCUAGAGAUAGCAUCAGAAAGCUUUGCGGCGGUUCGGCAGUUAGAGAAGUUGGAUCUGAGUUUUAACAACAUUUGGUCGUUCCCUGAAAAUUUGUUUUGCCCUCUGACGAACUUAGUGUACUUAAAUGUCUCGUCUAACCGACUGCUGGACGUGAGCGAUCUGGGAUUCCGGGAACACGCAGUGCACCAGGCUCUUAUAAGCGAACAAGAUGGACCAGUCCCUUCGUCAUCCCUACCUCAUGCUUCGUGUUCCUUAGAUAUUGAAGUCCUGGAUGCUUCAAACAACCGUUUUGUGUUAAUGCCUGAAAAUGGCUUCAUGUCUUUGAGGAGAUUAAAAGAAUUGCAUAUUCACGAUAAUGAAAUAUCUAUGGUGUCAGAAAAAGCUCUAUCAGGCUUAAAACAACUACAGAUAAUAGAUCUUUCGAAUAAUAAAAUUGUCGCCCUACCACAGGACUUAUUUAAGGAUUGUAAGACGGUAAUUAAAGAAAUUUACCUGCAAAACAAUUCCAUAAGUGUAUUAUCACCGAAUCUCUUUGCCAACUUGGACCAAUUGUUGGCAUUAGACCUGUCAAAUAAUCAUCUAACGAGUACUUGGGUCACAGAAAACACAUUUAGGGGUCUUAUAAGAAUGGUCCUGUUGAACUUAUCGAAUAACCGAUUGACCAAACUAGACCCGAAGAUAUUCAAGGAUUUAUAUACACUACAAAUAUUAAAUGUUCAACACAAUUCUCUGGAAAAUAUUGCUGCCGAUACAUUUGCACCCAUGAACAACCUACAUACGCUUAUUUUGUCAUACAAUAAAAUAACACAUAUCGAUGCCUAUGCCUUAAAUGGUCUCUACGUAUUGUCGUUGCUAUCUAUCGAUAAUAAUCAUCUCGAAGAAAUCCACCCUGAAGCAUUUAGAAAUACAUCCUCCCUGCAAGAUUUAAAUUUAAAUGGAAAUCGAUUAAAGAAAGUACCCAUAGCGCUAAGAAACAUGAGAUUAUUGCGAACAUUGGAUCUAGGAGAAAAUCAGAUAACAUUGCUUGAAGAGCCCGGCUUUGUCGGUUUGCAUAACGUAUAUGGACUGCGACUUAUCGGAAAUAAAAUAGAAAACAUAAGCAAAGACGUGUUUUCUGAUUUACCUUCGUUGCAAAUAUUGAAUUUAGCUCGAAAUAAGUUGAAGAAAAUCGACAUCAAUGCGUUUGAUACCCUUACUAAUUUACAAGCUAUUAGAUUGGACGCUAAUCAGCUCACUGAUAUCCAAGGUCUAUUUGCAAACAUCCCCUCUCUGUUGUGGUUAAACGUGUCAGAUAACCAAGUAGAAUGGUUUGAUUACGCUUUUAUACCGACGGGACUUCAAUGGCUGGACCUACAUAGCAACAACAUCAAAGAAUUGGGCAAUAACUACCGUUUGAAUAAAGAGCUACGCCUGCAGACAUUAGACGCGAGCUUCAAUAAAAUGACAAAAAUAUCUACCUUUUCCAUCCCCGAUAGCGUGGAACUUCUGUUCUUAAAUGAUAAUCAAAUUACACAAGUUGAAGCUCAAACUUUUGUUGGAAAAACCAAUUUAACGAGAGUCGAUUUGUAUGCUAAUCAGAUAACUAGUAUGGAUCUCAAUGCGCUUCGUCUAACUCCGGUCGAUCCAGGUCGCCCUCUGCCCGAGUUUUACAUUGGCGGAAAUCCUUUUCAGUGUGAUUGUACAAUGGAGUGGUUACAACGAAUUAAUAAACUCGAUCACCUCAGACAACACCCUAGGGUAAUGGACCUAGAGAGCAUAUACUGCAAGUUGUUAUAUAACAGGGAAAGGACCUAUAUUCCGCUUAUCGAGGCGGAAUCUUCCCAGUUUUUGUGUACAUAUAAAACUCAUUGUUUUACGUUGUGUCAUUGUUGUGAUUUUGACGCUUGUGAUUGUGAAAUGACGUGCCCAUCGAACUGUACAUGUUAUCAUGACCAACCGUGGUCGGCAAAUAUUGUGGACUGUUCGGCUGCUGGGUACGCGGAAAUACCUAGCAGCAUACCUAUGGACGCUACUCAACUAUAUCUAGACGGUAACAACUUUGGUGGUUUAGCAAGUCACGCUUUUAUAGGUCGUAAAAACUUAGAUAUAUUAUACGCUAAUAAUUCAAAUAUUGACGCUCUGUAUAAUAAUACAUUUAGUGGACUAAAACGCUUAAAAGUUUUGCAUCUAGAAAAAAAUAAUAUAAAAGAGCUGCUCGGCUUUGAAUUGUCGCCCCUGGAGAAUUUACGAGAGCUACAUCUACAAGACAAUAAAAUACACUAUAUCGAUAAUCGGACCUUCAUAGAGCUAAGACGUUUAGAAGUGCUACGUUUGGAAGGGAAUAACAUUUACGGCUUUGCGGUGUGGCAGUUUACAGUGAACCCAUAUUUGGUAGAGAUAAGCCUGUCUCGAAACCCAUGGUCGUGCGAUUGUCAAUACUUGAACAAGUUCAGAAAUUGGUUUAAAAAUAACUUUGGAAAAGUGGAAGACGCUAACAAAAUCACAUGUGUAUUCGAUAAUGUAACCAACACCGUCGGCCCUCUCAUGGCUGAUUUCAAUUCCACUAUUUGCACAAGCCACGUCGGCGGCAGCUCCUCAAUUAUUGAAAAUCAAGUUAUAAAUGAUUACCUACCACUGCUUCUGAUAUCUCUAUGCAUAUUUGUAAUAAGUUCCGCAUUAAUAUGUGGUAUAUUUUAUUGGAGGAGAGAGCUUCGCGUUUGGAUUUACUACCAUUGCGGAUUUAGAAUGUGCUACAAGAGCACAGCUUUCGAUGAUGAGGCUGAUAAAGAUCGGCUGUUUGAUGCCUACAUUAGUUAUAGUGUCAAAGACGAGGCAUUCGUGGCACAGAUGCUGGCGCCCGGCUUAGAAUCAACUGACCCAAGUUUUCGGCUAUGCCUGCACUAUCGAGAUUUUAAUGCUUCUGCUUAUGUGGCCGAUACGAUAAUUGAAGCCGUAGAAUCAUCGAAAAGGACGAUAAUAGUCCUAUCAAAAAAUUUCAUUAACAACGAAUGGUGCCGUUUCGAAUUUAAGACGGCGCUCCACGAAGUACUAAAAGAGAGACGAAGAAGACUGAUAAUAAUAUUACUAGGCGAGCUGCCGAAUAGAGACAUUGAUCCCGAACUGAGGUUGUGUCUGAAGGCGAACACGUGUAUAGAGUGGGGUGAUAGGCAGUUUUGGCAAAAGUUGAGGUUCGCGAUGCCGGACUUGAGAAAGUGUCAAUAUCACCGGUCGACUGUGAAUAUUUACGCGUCAGUGUCACCGGUGGGGGCAGGGCGGGCGCCGGCGCCGCCCCCGCCCCCGCCGCCGGGCAAGCUGCCCCCUCUGCUGGGCGACGGGCUGGCGCUCUCGGCCAGCGUGCACGCUCGCGAUGCGCACGCACACCGCAUGCCGCCGCACGCGCAGCUUUGGGCGUAGCGUAUGCUUCAGCGCAGUGCAUCCUCGGAGCGCACUGCGUACUCCUGGCUGCCGGACAACAGGCUGGAGUUCAGCUCGCCUUACAGCCGGCGCCGGUCGUCCACAUCCACGGUCUAUGAGAGCGACUGAUGGCACGACACCUUCGACACGCUCGAAGAGGCCCUGCUAUGAUAACGGACACUAAUCACAGUGAAAUUACUAUGGUAUAUUAAUAGAUUUGUGAUUUGUUCAGCCAAUGAAGACAUGUCUUAAUGGAAAGUGAUUUGUUACUGUCUUUAAACUACAAUAGGUACGUUGUAGCGACGAAAGUUGCAUGCUAGAAAAGACUCUGCUUUGACAACGGACGCUUGUAACACUGACUAUUGUAAAUUGACUAAAGUCGUGGUUUUUAGCAAACUUUUAUUUGAUAUCAAAUAUUUUUUUACUACGAGUAUGUCUACAAAACGUUGUAGUAAUAAAACUGGUAUGUUUUAAGAUCUGCUUUAACAACGGACACUUGUGGACACGAAUAUAUACGUUAUAAAUACAAACUAUCUAGAUGAGAGAUGAAUAUUAUUUAAUAUGUUUAAUGUUUAUAAUGAAGUAAAUCUUAAUUAAAAGUGCGUACCUAUAGACUAGGCCUUAAUUAUAUACCGCAAGCAAAAAUACCUAUACACUACGGUUUUGUGGACCUGCGGAGAAUGCCCAGAAAACAAACUAACGUAUUUUUCUAUUUAAUUUAAACAAAAAGUAAAAUCAAGUGCCAUUAGUAGCUCCGAUAUAAACCAGGUAGCCAAAGAUCGUAGUAAUUCGAUUAGGAACUUCCACUGAAAAAGUAAGAAAAAAUGACCACUUUUUAUUAAGAUUUAUGAAGUGUAAGUCUAAUAUGUAAAAAUUAAAUGUGAUGGUUCUACAUCCACCUCAGAUCCUAUUGAAUUAACCAGGGGAGUCUCCCAAGGCUCUAUCCUUGGCCCGAUCCUAUUUAUUUUAUACUCUGCUGACAUCGGCUCACGUAUCACACACUGUAAGUACCACAUCUAUGCGGAUGAUGUUCAAGUGUACAUCUCAUGCAAACCACCUUAUAUUGAUGAUGCUAUAGCUAAACUCAACUCUGAUCUCAGUAAUAUUGCAUCAUGGGCUUCAGAUAACUGCCUGCUACUUAACACGAACAAAACGAAAUAUCUAAUCUUUGAAAGCAAACACCAGUUGGCUGGUUUAACUCCUACUUUGAAAGUCACAUUAUUAGACGAGCCGAUCGAGCAAGUCUAUGAGGCUCGGAACCUGGGUCUUUUGAUGGAUAGUGGCCUUCGCUUUGAGAAGCAUGCUUCUGAUGUAGUAAGGAGGUGUUUUUACAAACUAAAAGUGUUGUACAAAAUUAGACCUUUCAUCAAUGAAAUACUGCGUGUUAGGUUAGUUGAGUCACUUAUUUUAUCAAAAUUAAAUUAUUUGGAUGCGGUAUUUGGACCAAGACUUCUUUGUAAAUCCAAAAGACUUAUACAACGUGUCCAAAACACCUGUGCUCGCUUCUGUUUCUGCAUUCCAUUGCGAGGCCACGUAUCACCUUUCCUUAAUCAGCACAACAUUCUAAAAAUGCACCACCGCCGUAAGCUGCACCUUGCUUCUUUGCUCUUUGGUGUAAUAAACCUUCAGGCUCCUACUUAUUUGUACGAGAAGCUGUCCAUUUCCGUGUCACGCGGGGGUCGGCGAUCUGCGACUCAACUUCUAACUCAUAGACACACAUCAGCAGCCUUCCGCGGCAGUUUUCGUUACGCAGCCACUAAGUGUUGGAACAACAUCCCUCCUCCUAUUAGGAACCUGCAAAGCAUUCACAGUUUUAAAUCAACUUUUAAAAAGUUUAUGCUCGAACACCAAUCAAACGAAGAGUGCCUCAAACUUGAGACUAGCUACAUUUAAGCACCCUUGACGCAUUCCUAGUAUUACUGCUUUUCGUCUCUUCUACAACCGCCACUCAUUUUAACUGUCAUAUUAACUGUAAUUUUAGUCUUAUUACAUAAUAUUGUAGUCAUAAUGUGUUCUCUUAUAAUUUAGUCGUAAUAGUCCAUGGCCCCGACGGAAGACCAGCGCUAGCCUUUAGGCUAGCAUCUGCUGAGUCGGGACCAUUUCGUGACCAUGGUAGUGUUACCUGUUGUUUUAUCUAUAAUUUUUGUCACGAAUAAAAACAUUCUAUUCUAUUCUAUUCUAUUCUAAAAUGUAUUUUUUUUAUAUAGGUACCUACCUUAUCUUAGAGUCGGCGUAGGAGCAUAAGUUCGAUUGGUUGAUAAAUUAAAAUACCUUUUAAAAUAUUUCAAUGUAUGGUGUACAACGGUAAAUGAAAAUAGAUCGUUAUGUUUGCACCUUAUAGGUUGUCAUAAAGUAAAAAUGUAUACAUUGCCUCCCCUUUCGUCCACCACUCAUCACGGUUUGGUGCAUGCUCCCGCUAUUCGCUGCAAAGCAAAAUGUGUCGAGGUAGUCCCGCCAUCUCUCUGUUGGUUAGCUUCUGCCCUGGCUAACCUGCGGUGUCCAUUCGGUAGCGGCUACUACCGGGUAGCCAAUUUCGCCCAACGAUCCGGGUGCACAUGGCAGAUUUAAAUAUGUAAUAAUAUAAGAAAUAGAAUAAAUAAUUACAAAAUAUCAGCACAGGAAAACUAAUAAACACUCAAUUACAUGCUAUGUAUACUAGGUUUAUUAGAUAUUGUGUUGUUUGUGAUAAUAGCUAUCUGUCCUUGAUGGUUCCAUGUAGUACACGAACGCUCUAAGGCCUGUUCGCAUCUUUCUAAGUACACGCUCAUAAAUUCUCUAAUAUUUCUCGCAUUUACUUGGAACCAAGAAGAAGCGUGCAACUUCCUCAUCGUUGCCUAAAAUGAAUAUUUAUGACGGGCAACGAGUAAUGCGCCAUUUAUGGACGAAGUUAGAAUGUAUUCAGUUUAGUUAUCGAACGCAACGGAUUCGGGACUUUGGUGUUUCGGUAUACGGGAGUAUCAUCAGGUAUAUUUAUAUAUAUGUUACUGUAAAAGCCCGAAGUACGGCAAAACCUAGGUUUUACCGGUAAAUCCUAGUUUUUAUCUAUGCCGAUCGGUAAAAGCCCGAAAUGUUAAAUCUUAGUACCUAGUUUACUUCGGGCUUUUACCAACACCGAUAUGGUAAAUCCUAGAUUUUGCCGUACUUCGGAUUUUUACAGUAACAUACAAUACGAACGAAUCAACGGAGGCAAUGCUUGGGUUUCCAAACAAUAAAACCUACAACUACUUACCCCGAUUAUUUCUUAUAGUUUGACAUAUAUAUCCGUGCCAUUUUAGUAUUUAAGGUUAGGAGGUAAAGACUACAACAGCAAAAACCUCUAAAUCAAUAAAUCUAAUAAUCCUUUCAUAUACAUAGACAUGUAAUGCCGGCUGUACACACUCGUCGAGAGCCUCUCGCCGAGAGUCUCAGCACCGCUCCUAUCCAUUAUCCAAUCGGAGAAGCGAGAGACGAGACAUGAAGGGAGGAGCAUGUAAGUACACACACGUUCUCGGCCUGUCUCGGGGUCCCUCGACGAGUGUGUACAUUCCGCAUAUUUACUUAUUCUGAAUACAUGUAUAUCUACUGUGUUACUUUGCUACAGUUACUAUCUACUAUUAGCGUUCUUAAUAAGUCUCCUUAUUUUUAUGUGUCGUAAUUUUGUAGUACCUACUAUAGGUUAUACCCCUAACUUUUAUCUUAACAUGAUGACUUUUGUAAUAUCCUAAGGUAUUGAGUAUAAGACGAAUAAAUGUAAAUUUGUAUGUAAGAGAUGACACCAGCAAUCUUUGUUAUGUUUAUUAGAAACGAAUCGAUUAAAUUAGGUCAUAAGAUCGCUGUGAUUUUUGGUUAAGCUUCCAAUUUAAGUAUAUUUGCCAAUUCUUAGCUGUAAAUAUCUUACUACUUCUCGAUUUAAUUGUAAGAAAUAUUUGUUAAGAUUUAUUUUUUUAAUGUAGAUAGUCCCAGGUUUCAAGACACACGAUUCGAUAGUGUUAUUAGUAAUUAAGUAAUAUACUGUACAAAAUAUUUCUAGUCAUUAUGGGUGUAAAUAUUCUAAAAGUUGUACUUGAAAGAGAAUAAGUACGUGUAUAAAAAAAAACUUAAAUUUGUGUUAAAUAUUUUUCCAUUUCAAUUUAACUGUUGCUGACUGUACAUAGUUUUGAUAAGUGAAAGAAAGUUUGAGAUGAACAUUAACGACCUAGGAGUGAAAAUUGUAAAGAAGAAAAUUAAAGCAACAAUAGGUAGAUUAGUUAGUGCAAGAUUUUACUUCAUUAAUUGCGGAGUAGGUAUUUAAUCAAUUUAAUAUUGGAUACUUCACUGUACUUUCGUAUAUUGUUGCCUAUGUAUUGUUUUUUUUUCAUGCAGACAAUUUUAUCAAUAAUCAGAUUUUUUUUAUUUUAUAUUACAUAUAUAAAAUAAAAAUAUAUGUAGUACUUACCUACAGCUAAAAAAUAUAUCAACGCCCAACGAGAAUACAUUCAUUUAUAUGAACAAUUAUUUAAUUGUAUUGUAUAGGUAUGUUUCACACAAUUGAUUGUUUGAUUGUUAAUAUGCAUAUAAUCACAAUAUUUUUUUAAUAACAGUUAGGUAAUACAUAAGUAUUAACUCACAUUUAUAGACGGGUCUAACGCGAAUCUUAUUCAAUUGCCUUGAUUUACCGAUGUUUCGACACAGGUUUCACUGGUUGUGAAUGUGAGUUAAUAUGUGUUCAAAACGCGAAAGUUUAAAAAGUUAAUACAUAUUUGAAAAAAAGAACCACGUAAAGUACUUUAGUUCCAAACGUUUGUAGAUAAAGCACCAUAUAAGCUGUACAUAUUUGUUAUAAUAAUUUACUACCUAUGUAUACCCAUCUCUUAAAAUUGUUAAGUUACACCUAAAAUGUUUUGGUAACAAGAUUCUGUAUUAAUCAAUUUAAA